ACGGGAGUCCGGACGUAAUUUCCGUUUCCCGUUGGAGGCAGCGGCGGCAAGCGGGACGGGAGGAUGGGCCUGAAGAGUCUGGGCGGCGUGGGGGUUGCGGCUUCCCGGGUGGAGCUGGGGGAUUGGUAGCCCCAUGUCGCACUCGUUGAAGAUGUUGCCCUGCAAGAAGAGAAGAGCUGUUGCUGUGGGGCCCCAGAGUCCUUCCGUCGACUUGAGCUAUCACAAGGAGUGUGCAGCUCUCCUCUCAGAUGCGGAGUCUGUUAAAUCGGAUUCUUCUAAUCCUAGCGGCGCUGAGGAGCUCAGAGACUCUGUAUCAAAGCACUGGCGAGUGAGCAACAUGACAGAUAUUCAGCCUGUGUCCGCUGCCGACAAGACUGGUGCACAGCCUGUGUGUUCUGCAAGCACUGCUAUCAUACUGGAUGAGGAUUUGCCCUUUUUGGAAACCACUGAUGGUGGAGCCUCUAAAGGAAACAUGAUCCCAGGAAAAGGGACCUCCCAGGUGUGUAGCCAAAGGGCUUGGAAAGAACCAGUGGAGAAUUUCUUGAGGAGUGGGAAAAGAAUCACAGUGAAGAGUAGAUCAGAUCUCAGUCAGGACAGUGGUGAAGGUCAACAGAACACAAAAGAAACUGCGUCGGCAACUGAAUUUCUUGAGCAGGGUAAGGAUCAACAAUUCACUGAAGAAGGGAAAUCUCCUAAAUUGCAUACAGGGGUAGAAGUAAUUUUGCAGAGACACCCCCAUCCAUCUGACAGCCACUCUCCAAAACAAGUGGCCCGAGUGAAAAGUUCCUUGCUGCUGCCGAUUAAAGCUCCUGCCACAAUCAAGACAUUGAAAAACACCAAAACAGGGGAGCAGCUGCAGCAGACUGAUGAGGAAACUGAGGACGUUGGGCUGUUUAUUCCACUGGAGGAGCAAGAUUUAGAGGAAGGUGAGAGAAGGAAGAAGAGGAGGAAGGCAACCAAACGUAAACGUGAAGAGAGAGGCCAAGAAGAGGAGGCGUCCUUGGCUUGUGACAUCAAACUAGAUGACAUGCUUGAUCGCACCUUAGAAGAUGGAGCGAAACAGCACAACUUGACCGUCGUCAAUGUGCGAAAUAUCCUCCAUGAAGUGAUCACAAAUGAGCAUGUGGUUGCCAUGAUGAAAGCAGCCAUCAGUGAGACAGAAGACAUGCCCAUGUUUGAGCCAAAAAUGACUCGCUCUAAACUGAAGGAAGUUGUGGAGAAAGGAGUGGUAAUCCCUGCAUGGAAUAUUUCUCCAAUUAAGAAGGCUAAUGAGAUCAAGCCUCCUCAGUUUGUGGACAUUCCCCUUGAAGAAGAUGAUUCAUCUGAUGAGGAAUACCAGCCUGAGGAUGAGGAUGAGGAUGAGACUGCUGAAGAGAGCUUGUUGGAAAGUGAUGUGGAGAGCACUGCCUCUUCUCCUCGGGGAGCAAAGCGAUCUAGGACAAGGCAAUCAUCAGAUAUGAUAGAGACAGAUGAAGAGGGAGCAACCCUAUCUGAGGUGGAGAAGGUGUCUGCACCCCUUAUUAGGCAUAUUAGUGCUGAAGUGGUUCCCAUGGGACCUCCACCACCACCUAAACCGAAACAGAGCGGGGAUAGCACUUUUAUGGAGAAGCUGCAUGCUGUGGAUGAGGAACUGGCCUCCAGCCCAGUGUGCAUGGAUUCCUACCAGUCUUUGGAUGAUAGCCUCAUUGCUUUCCGCACCCGAUCAAAGAGACCCUUGAAGGAUGUUCCUCUUGGUCAAUUGGAGGCUGAGCUCCGUGCCCCAGAUAUCACACCAGACAUGUAUGACCCAAAUACUGCAGAUGAUGAAGACUGGAAAAGAUGGCUUGGGGGACUCAUGAAUGAUGAUGUGGAGAGUGAGGAUGAAGCAGAUGAUGAUGAUGACCCUGAGUAUAACUUCCUGGAAGAUCUGGAUGAACCAGACACAGAAGACUUCAGGAAUGAUCGUGCUGUGAGAAUCACCAAGAAAGAAGUAAAUGAACUGAUGGAGGAGCUGUUUGAGACAGUAAGGGCAAGUCUAUACUACAUAAUUAAAGUCAACCUUAGUUAUGUCAACAUACAGCCACCGCAAAUUUUUUUUCCUUUCAGUUUAUUAGCUUUGGGUUUGAAACACUUUGAAGGGACAGAGUUUCCUAAACCUUUGAUCAGCAAGUAUCUCCUGCCAGCAAAGACUGCACACCAGCUGACAGUGAGAAUCAAGAAUCUCAAUAUGAACCGUGCCCCUGACAAUAUCAUCAGAUAUUAUAAAAGAACAAAGCAGUUGCCCAUUUUGUUCAAGUGUUGUGAGGAGAUCCAGGCUUCUGAGUGCAAACCCCCUGUGGAGAGGGAAGAGCAGCAUUUGCCAUUCUGGCUGAAGGCAAGUUUGUCCUCCAUUCAAAGGGAGCUGAAGCAAUUAGCAGAAGAUGCUGGGGAGGCAGCAGGUUCACCCAGUGCAGAAUCUGCUCUUUUGAGGGCAGAAAAAGAAACUUCGGAAUCACAAUGUGAUGAAAAAUACCCUCUGCUCAUGCCCAAGGGAAUAGUGCUGACACUGAAGCCUCUUGCCAACCGUUUCUCCAGGAGAGCUUGGAGGCGGCAAGGGGCUGCAGCCCUGAAGCCCCUACUCAUUCGACCAAGUCCUUGUCUGCAGCAGAGUGCCAACACUAUUAAUAUUCAGAAAGCUGCUGUAAAGUUACCCCAAUCGGAAGCUCCUCCUAGCAAAGUUGUGGUUCAAAUUCCCCGGUUAAUCCAGCCAGCUACAAUUAUGCAGACUAUGCCAGGAAUGCAGCAUUUGAACAUCCCUUCAGCAGUGGGAAGUGGCGAUUGCUUUGAAUUUCAAAGCGUGCUCUCCACUUUACAAUCUGAUUCCAGAACUUCUCUUCCAGCUGCUGUACCACCAGCACUAGUAUCCUCAACCCCUGUGACUUUUCAGACAAAAAUGAUGCCAGCAUUGACUGCCUCAAAAAUCCGCAAACCUUGUGUCCGCAGGGGAUACCAAAAGAAAAAGGGAACAAAAUCCACUCCUCUGAUAAAGGCUGCCCCUUUAAUCCAUCCAGCCCCUGUCAUCUUUACGGUACCUGCUGCUACAGUGAAAGUGGUUAGUAUUGGCAAUGGCUGCAAUAUGAUUCAGCCCAUAAACACAACAGUUGGCAGGGGCUCUCAGGCUAUUCCAAUUACAACUUUAUUGGUAAAUCCCACCACCUUCCCAUGCCCAUUAAAUCAGCCUCUAGUGUCCUCUUCUAUUCCUCCCUUGAUAGCCUCUCCUAACUCUGUAGGUCUUCCUGCUUCAUCAACUGCUGAAGACAAAGAGCAGUUGAAUCCAGUCACUUCCUGUCUUGCUGUAAAUGAUGAAAAUUCCGUCCCCAUAGCUGAGCCUAAAGUGGAACCCCAAGAGCUUUUCUCUUCAUGUUCUGCCAUCUCCCCCAAGAAGGAACACAGCACAGGUCCUGCUACUCCAGACAAUGACAGCCAGGAGAAGGUUAAAGAGGGUGAGUGUUAUAGUUGGAUAGUUGUGGAGACAAUGGAGAAGAAGGCCUUGGAGCCAUUACCCAUGGACCUCUUACCUCAUUUGGAGGAUUUAGGAGAAACAGUGAAAACUGAACCUGAAGAUUCCAGUGAUGCCCUUGAAGAAACAAACCCAACUCAGGAGAAGAAAAACUUGAACGCUGAAAUAAAGGAGGAGUUCAUACUGGAUCUAGGGCAAGAGCUGGACAUGGAGGUCGCAUCUGAGCAUCUGAGUGAACAGAAGGCAAUUAAAAAAGAGUGCACGUCCCAGCAGGAGAAGGGACGAGAUGUGGAGGCACCCACCCAGGAUGAGCAGCAGUUGGAAGACAUUGAUACAGCUGGGGUGGAAAUGAGCAAUGAGUCUUCCAAGAAUGCCUCUCAUUCAACAGAUGUUGAUGCAGAAUUCAGUAGUCCAUUGGGGAAACCAGAGGACUCAUCCAGUGUGGAUGGUCAUUCUAUGGGGACACCAGCUGGCCCUGAAGCAGUGGGAGAGAAGGACAGACAAGAAGAGGAAGAGGAGGAGGAUUUUGAUGAUUUUACUCAAGAUGAGGAGGAUGAAGAAGAAAUGUCAUCAGCAUCAGAAGAGUCCGUGCUUUCUGUGCCAGAACUUCAGGAGACAAUGGAAAAACUGACUUGGCUUGCAACAGAGAGGCGUCUGAGCCAGGAGGGAGAUUCUGAGGAAGAGAAUUCCCAGGAAGAGAACUCAGAGCCAGAAGAGGAGGAGGAGGAGGAGGGAGAAGGGGAAGGAAUGGAAAGUUUGCAAAAAGAAGAUGAAAUGACAGAUGAGAUAGCUGAAGAUGCAGCAGAGGAACCCAAAUCUGCCUUCAUUUUUACAAAGGUUGCCCCAGAGGUGGAAACCAACAGAAUGCCACCAGAUGAGAAUGCCAAAGUGCCUGGGAAAAACAGGAACUCCCACAGAGCCAGGAAUAAGAGGGGACGGACUCGUGCCAGCAAAGACACCUCCAAGUUGCUGCUGCUGUAUGAUGAAGAGAUUCUGGAGAGAGAUCCUCUCAGGGAACAGAAGGAUUUGGCAUUUGCACAGGCCUAUCUGAACAGGGUGCGCGAAGCUUUGCGGAAUGUGCCUGGGAAGUAUGAAGAUUUCCUUCGUGUUAUCUAUGAGUUUGAGACCAGCACCCACAAGCCAACUGCUGUGGAUCUGUAUUCCACUCUCCAGACCCUCCUGCAGGAGUGGCCACAGUUGCUCACAGACUUUGCUGCCUUUCUUUUGCCUGAGCAAGCUCUGGAGUGUGGAUUGUUUGAAGAGCAGCAAGCAUUUGACAAAAGCCGGAAGUUCCUCAGGCAGCUGGAAAUCUGCUUUGCUGAAAAUCCCACUCACCAUCAAAAGAUCAUCAAAGUGCUGCAAAGCUGUGCAGACUGCCUCCCCCAGGACAUUGCAGAGUUAAAGACCCAGAUGUGGCAGCUGCUGAAAGGACAUGACCACCUGCAGGAUGAAUUCUCCAUCUUCUUUGAUCAUUUACGUCCAUCAGCCAGCCGCAUAGGAGACUUUGAGGAGAUCAACUGGACAGAGGAAAAAGAGUAUGAGUUUGAUGGGUUUGAAGAGGUGUCGUUACCAGAUGUAGAAGAGGAGGAGGAAACCCCCAAGAUGCACACAGCCUCGAAAAAUAAAAAGAGGAAAGAGAUUGGAGGCCAGCACAAUGACAAGGAGAUGGAGUGGGCGGAUGGGGUGAAGGAAUGUUCGUGCUCCUGCCAUGAAGGGAGCAGUGACCCCAAACUAAAGAAGAGCAAGAGGAGGACCUGCAGCCAUUCCAACUGUAAGGUGUGUGAUAGCAAAUCCUAUAAAAAUAAAGAUUCUCAAGAGCUCACUAACAGCCUGACUCAACGAGAGUUGAGCCCUCAGCUUGAAGAGAAGGAGCUUGGGACAUGUAAGGAGCCUGCAGAGGAGUCUCUGGAGUACAGGGAUGAAGUGGAGAAUGGCCAGAGCAGAACAAAAACCAUGUCUAGGAAAGCAGACUCCCUGUCUUCAGGAUCUCAACUAGAAGGACAGUUGAUCUGCUGCAGAGGCAUGUCUUCUGAAGGAGGAUUGCCAAAUAGCAGGGUCCUAGAACUGAGCUCUACAGGAAGCCCUCUGUGCUCUGCAAAAGCUGGGGUCACUGCUGUUGUGGACACUGUAAAAGAAAGUCAAGCUGGAAUUACUGACUCUGGAUUAAAUAUAAAGCUGCCUCAACAGAACAAAAGCAACCCUUAUGGUCUAGGAAGUGAUAGUGAGACAAGAUUAAACCAGAGACGUGGAGGGACUGGUGAGGGUUCCCUUGGCCUUGCCAAGCAUGUUUUAGGGUCUGAUUCAGCUACAAGGACAGGCUGCACGGGAGCUGAUCAUUUCCCUGGAAUGCGCUCGCAACAGAAUGUAGCCCUUCAGUUCAAGUCAUCAGUUAAACCUGGACACGCUCCUUCAAAAUCAGGAGGGAGAGAAAUGGAGAGAUUGUCCUUCCCUCUGAAAGGAAAACCUGAAGUGAGGAGGAAUUGGUUGGGAGCAGUUAGAAAACUCAAGCUGAAGAUACUGGAUCAGAGCUCCCACUUGCAGGUCCCCAGUGAUCGUGUACUAUCAGAAGCAGAUGGUACUGGCUGCACUGGAGUCUCUCCUUUUGACCAGGAAUCACAGAGCAGAUUAAAGUCAAAUAAAAGUAACUGCUGCUUCGAGGUGCAGCAACUGUCUGAAGAGCUGGAAUGUAGAGCAGUUCCUUCCGACAAGGGGGAAAGGGAAGAUGAGCAGCAGCAGAAAAUCAUGGAAGCCACCGUGUGUGCAAAGAAUAGCAAAGUCAGCUCUACUGGGGAGAAGGUUGUUCUCUGGACCAGGGAGGCCGACCGUGUCAUUCUUACCACCUGCCAGGAGCGAGGAGCCCACCUGGAAACCUUCAGUGCCAUCUCACAGGAACUAGGCAAUAAAACUGCUAGUGAGGUGUCCCACCGGUUCAGGGAAUUGAUGAGGCUCUUCCAUACCUCCUAUGAUGGAAGCUCUGAGGAUGAGGAAGAUGCAACAAGCACCAGCAAUACUGACCAGCUGUCAGAUAAGGAUCUGCUCCUCUCUGAAGAAGAACAGGAUGAUUAAACACAUUUGUGCUGGUGGACAAACUACACUUGUGACAUUGUCAUUAGGUACUAGCCAGUUUGCUGCUAGAGGGAUGGUCUGGUAGAGGCAGGAAUAUUUGCACAGGACUAACUUAAAAUGGCACCUUACUUUUUGGGAUAAUCUUGCUACAUGUAUAACCAAUUACAUUUCAUUUCUGCAGGAGCACAGGUCUAAUGUGUGACACAAAAUUAGUAGAAUGAUGUUACUCUGGCAGCUUUUCAUUCUGCAAAUGUGACCUGCAUGACUAAAAGGGGAAAAUUUAUAAAGACUCCAUUGGGGCUAGGCCCUAGCUCCCAAACCCCUGCCUCUCUGUAAUAAAUUGAACAUCCUAGUGAUUUAUUGCAGAUACAGCAGUAAAAAACUUGUAAUGUAAUUAUUGUAUCAUAAGAUGUGUCCUGUUUUCAGGUGAAGUAAAUGCUUUCCCACUCUCCAA
Messenger RNA from Trachemys scripta elegans, 6998 nucleotides. Its product is annotated as GON-4-like protein. Gene Ontology annotation, cellular component: nucleus. The record is from RefSeq and is a predicted model, not a curated record. The transcript is spliced from 27 exons. Gene Ontology annotation, molecular function: transcription coregulator activity. Gene Ontology annotation, biological process: regulation of DNA-templated transcription. NCBI's taxonomy places the organism in Eukaryota, Metazoa, Chordata, Testudines, Emydidae. The coding region runs from base 134 to 6544 and encodes 2136 amino acids.